AUGGCUUCCGGACAUGGUAGAUCCGUAGGGUUAGGUGCAGGCAGCACUCGGGGCGGCGCACCAGGUUCUCCACCACGACCUAUGGAGGGGCGAGUAGGGGAUGGACCUGGAGGAGUCAGCGCUUGCUUCAUCGGGGGGUUUCUUUCCGUUGCGGCGCCGGCAUCUCGUCAGUCUUUCCGUUACGACGGCCCUCGACCCCCUCCUUCGGGGCAGACGCUGCCAGAGAGUGUCAGUGAGGAGGAGGAUGAGGAUGAGGCGGGUGAGGGCGAGGAGGAUGAGGAGAAUGAGGGGAGCGGGGAUGACAGUGAGGAGGGGUGGGAUCCCGAGAAGCAUGGUGGUGGGGAAGGGGGGGAUGAUGAUGAGGAUCAUGAGGUGGAUGAUUUAGAGCCAGAAGAGGUGCAGGAGGCGGUGGGGGAGGAGGUGGGAGAGGGGGGUGGAGUAGAGGCGGCGACAGAGGCGGGAUCACAGCAUGUGGCUGAAGGUGGAGGGAGCGUGGGGGUUAAGGUGGGGAGAAAGCCCGCGUCCUUGGCGGGUCUGAGGGUUAGGAAGCAGGCCAACAAAGUGAGGGAGCGGGCGUAUCCCGCCACGUUCACUGGGGAGCCCUUGGGGGACGGUGUGAUCGCUCCGGAGUUCCUAGACGAGGACGGAGGGUCAGAGAGUAGUAAGGGGACUGGCAAGGGGAGUAAGAAACCGGGGUGGCAAGUUAUGAUUUGCCAGGGGAGACGUUUCCGCGUGGGGGAGGAGGAGGACGACGAGGAGGAGGAGGAGGAGGAGGAGGAGGAGGAGGAGGAGGAGGAGGAGGAGGAGGAGGAGGAGGAGGAGGAGGGGGAGGAGGAGUGGGAGGAGGAGCAGGAGGGGGUGGGUGCUGGCGACACCGCUGGCGGGGAGCAGGCUGUUGUUGGUAGUAGCAGUGGAGUUCAGGUGUAG
This is a messenger RNA of Closterium sp. NIES-65, 927 nucleotides long. NCBI's taxonomy places the organism in Eukaryota, Viridiplantae, Streptophyta, Zygnematophyceae, Desmidiales, Closteriaceae. The record is from the annotation of a GenBank genome assembly.